Messenger RNA from Alternaria rosae, 2672 nucleotides. Its product is annotated as glycoside hydrolase superfamily. NCBI's taxonomy places the organism in Eukaryota, Fungi, Ascomycota, Dothideomycetes, Pleosporales, Pleosporaceae. Bases 307 to 2400 code for a protein of 697 amino acids. Gene Ontology annotation, biological process: glycogen biosynthetic process. Gene Ontology annotation, cellular component: cytoplasm. Gene Ontology annotation, molecular function: 1,4-alpha-glucan branching enzyme activity; cation binding; hydrolase activity, hydrolyzing O-glycosyl compounds. The transcript has 6 exons. The record is from RefSeq and is a predicted model, not a curated record.
GCGCCGAAUAAAUUGUAGCGCAAAUCCUUCCGACACGCAUCCACUGCACCCCAGCAGAGAUACGCUGUUGGGACGUGGCGCGGGCGCGAUGCCCGUUACAGCGUGCUCUGAGCUAUGACGUUGAUUGUUGGGUUGGCAACAACUUUUGGUUGAGCGCUGCCCUCAGCAAUCGGGUUAGAGACCCCGCAAAUUCGUGAUCGUCUCUGCAAUUCAUCUGGCAGGCUGUCGCUGUGAAACCUGCAUCCUCCCGCUGCCAUAUACUCUGGUAGCAAACCUGACAGCUCCUCCCACCUACCAUCCCACACCAUGGAGCUCAACAAGGCUUCCGCAAACUCGACUCUGAGCGACACCCCGGGGCAGGUCCCAAACGAUGGCACUGGCAUCAUUCAGAUGGAUGGCUACCUUGAGCCCUUCAAGGACGCGCUGAAGAGCCGCUUCUCCAAGGCGCAGAAGUGGAUCAAGACCAUUGACGAGACUGAGGGCGGUCUCGAGAAGUUCUCGCGGGGUUACGAGAAGUUCGGCUUCACUGUCCAGCCCAACGGCGACGUCGUCUACCGCGAAUGGGCCCCGAAUGCCCUGCGCGCCUACCUCAUUGGUGACUUCAAUGGCUGGGACCGCGAUGCGACGCCCAUGACCAAGAACGAUUUCGGCGUCUUCGAGGUGACGAUUCCUGGCCAGAACGGUCAGCCCACCAUUCCCCACGACUCCAAGAUCAAGGUCUCCUUCGUCGUCCCCAACGACCAUGCGCGCCAGGAGCGCCUCCCCGCCUGGAUCACCCGAGUGACCCAAGACCUCAACGUCUCUCCCGUAUACGAUGCCCGCUUCUGGAACCCUCCCCAGAAGUACGUCUGGAAGAACCAGCGGCCGCCCAAGCCCCAGAGCGCGCGUAUCUACGAAGCCCACGUUGGUAUUUCCUCCCCCGAUCCCAAGGUAGCGACCUACAAGGAGUUCACCCGUGACAUCCUCCCCCGCAUCAAGCACCUGGGAUACAACACUAUACAACUGAUGGCCGUCAUGGAGCAUGCGUACUACGCCAGUUUCGGAUAUCAGAUCAACAGCUUCUUCGCUGCGAGCAGCCGCUACGGCUUCCCAGACGACCUGAAGGAGCUCAUUGAUACUGCGCACGGAAUGGGCAUUACCGUCUUGCUGGACAUGGUGCACAGUCACGCAUCUAAGAACGUGCUUGACGGUCUCAACAUGUUCGACGGCAGCGACCACCUCUACUUCCACGAGGGCGCCAAGGGACGACACGAGCUGUGGGACAGCCGGCUGUUCAACUACGGUCAUCACGAGGUCCUGCGCUUCUUGCUCAGCAACCUGCGCUUCUGGAUGGAGGAGUACCACUUCGACGGUUUCCGAUUCGACGGAGUCACUAGCAUGCUGUACACCCACCACGGCAUUGGAACGGGCUUCUCGGGCGGUUACCAUGAAUACUUCGGUCCUUCAGUCGACGAGGAGGCAGUCGUUUACCUUAUGAUUGCCAACGAGCUACUGCACACACUCUACCCCGACUCCAUCACAAUCGCCGAAGACGUUUCCGGUAUGCCUGGUCUUUGCGUGGCACUCUCGUUAGGCGGAAUAGGAUUCGACUACCGAUUGGCCAUGGCUGUACCCGACCUCUACAUCAAGUGGUUGAAGGAGAAGCAGGACAUUGACUGGGACAUGGGCGCACUCGUCUUCACUUUGACAAACCGAAGGCACGGCGAGAAGACCAUUGCCUACGCGGAGAGUCACGAUCAAGCGCUGGUCGGAGACAAGACUCUGCUCUUCUGGCUUUGCGACGCGCAAAUGUACACCAACAUGUCGGUUCUUUCAGAGCUCACCCCAGUUAUCAACCGCGGUUUGUCGCUGCACAAGCUGAUCCGACUGAUCACACACGGUUUGGGAGGUGAGGGUUACUUGAACUUCGAGGGUAAUGAGUUCGGUCACCCUGAGUGGCUCGACUUCCCUCGCGAAGGCAACAACAACAGCUUCCACUACGCCCGCCGCCAAUUCAACCUUCCAGACGAUGAACUCCUCCGCUACAGGUUCCUUAACGAGUUCGACAGCAAGAUGCAGUGGACAGAGGAGAAGUACGGAUGGCUCCACUCGCCUCAGGCCUAUGUCAGCCUCAAGCAUGAGGGCGACAAGGUCAUUGUGUUUGAGCGUGCUGGACUGCUGUGGAUCUUCAACUUCCAUCCUCAGGAGAGCUUCACCGACUACCGUGUUGGCGUUGAGCAGGAGGGUACUUACCGUAUCGUUCUGAGUACCGACAGCAAGGCGUUUGGUGGCCAUGGCAACGUGGACGAGACGACUAGGUUCUUCACCACACCAUUUGCCUGGAACGAGAGGAAGAACUUCCUGCAGGUGUAUAUUCCUAGCAGGACUGCUAUCGUGCUGGCACUCGAGAGCACUUUGUAAGAAGUAUAGCCGAUGUCGAAGAGGCAUGGUGAUGGACGUUAAACUGAAGGGUCAACAUACCCAGCGAAAUGAUCGUGCCGCAUAGUAUGAAUAGCGAUAUAUGUCUCAAUAACAUAAUAGAAGACAUCUGCCGAUCAAUUUUUUGUUCUCUAAUUCAGUCUAAGUGAAGGUGAAGUGCGAAGUCUCUGUCGAGGUGAAGACGGAUUGAAAAAUCCUUACGCUCACCACUUCCAUAAAAGCUUUGCAACUUACAGCUUUCUCUUCAUUACCAC